AUGGCUGGAUUGCGUGAGAUGGCGAUAUUCUACUCACAAGAGCGCAGCUUCUUCCACAGGCUGGUGCGCGACCUCGGGCAGGAGAAGGAGCAUAUGAGGUGGGUGAUCGCGCUCUGGCUCUGGUUCGAGGCCGAUGGGAACGACAAGUUCAUGCGCCGCGCGGCCGCGCUUCCGGGCCCCGUCGUGCUGCGCUUCGUCGACGAGGCGCUGGCGUGCCUCGCCCGCCUCGCCGGCCGCGUGCUCCCCGGCGCCAGCACCCUCCUCCCCUGCACCAACGCGCUCCUCAACAAGCCCAUCGACGACGUCACCUACUUCGACGAGCACCGCGACAACAUCAUGCCCCGCGUCAAGUUACUGUACAAGACCGUCUGCCGCGUCGUCCUCGACGACGCCUGCGCCUCCGACGACGCCGUCUUCUUUCCCAGGAGCAGCGCCGCCUCCGCGCCGCGCGCCAUCGGCACUCCCGUGCUCGCCAGCGCCGUCUCCCCACCCCCCCAGACGCCAACGACGCCGAGGUUCGCCGACCUGAACGCAAUAGUGACGCCGAGGUUCUCCCAGCUGAACGCGAUGGCGCCGCCGUGGGCCCCGAUCCGGCUGGCGCAGCCGUACCAGCCCCAGCCCCAGCCCCAGCCCCCACCCCAGCAUCAGCACCAGCAGCAUCAGAUGAUGAUCAUCGACCGCCUUCCAGAGGAGUUCCGCUCGCUCUUCAUCACCUUCUCCCGCGGCUACCCCAUCGACAAGGACGACAUCAGGGACUUCUUCAACUCGCUGCACGGGCGCCCGUGCGUGGAGGACGUGAUGGUGGAGAGGGCGGCGCCGGGGCAGAUGCCGGUGUACGGGAGGGUGGUGCUGCAGAGCGCGGACAUGAUCCCGGCGCUGCUCGGGGGCGAGCCGACGGCCAAGUUCAUCAUCAAGGGCAGGCACCUCUGGGCCAGGGUCUACGUGCCCUGCUCCAGGAACACCUUCCAAGCCUGA
This is a messenger RNA of Triticum turgidum subsp. durum (durum wheat), 975 nucleotides long. The record is from the annotation of a GenBank genome assembly. Lineage: Eukaryota; Viridiplantae; Streptophyta; Magnoliopsida; Poales; Poaceae.